Messenger RNA from Pseudocercospora fijiensis CIRAD86, 1083 nucleotides. RefSeq lists its product as uncharacterized. NCBI's taxonomy places the organism in Eukaryota, Fungi, Ascomycota, Dothideomycetes, Mycosphaerellales, Mycosphaerellaceae. Bases 1 to 1083 code for a protein of 360 amino acids. The transcript has a single exon. The record is from RefSeq and is a predicted model, not a curated record.
AUGGCCACAGCUCCAUGGAGCAGUUGUGAUGGCGUUGCAGAGGACGAGUGGGAAUACGAGUAUGACCCGACUGAGACAGAAGACCUCUAUUUCACUCUGGACCUGACCACGCACGUGGCCGACGCGCUGGAACCCAAAGAAGAAGAAGGAGAAGAAGAAGAGAACGACGACGGCAACCACGACACUCAUAUCAGCGACGCGCAGAACGGAAAUGCGGAUGCGAAUCCAAACGCACAGGUUGCCAAAGAUCCACGACCCCCGCCACGCUCACAACUGCAGAUUUUAGAUCUACACACCACAAACCCUCUGGUCAAACUUGACGAGGGAGUCUACAGCUGUUGCUGGUCCACUGAUCUUGGCACUCAAUUUCACAUUGCUCAAGCUGGUCACAUUCCAAAUCCACGACGUGCCGGACAUGUCUUGGACAUCGUUGGACUUUCCCAGGCACGUUUGACAGGGAAACCAGGCUCACUUACAGUCAAGAAUGCCACAGGGGAAGGGCAGCAUGAUGCGACUACUCCUGACCUCGGCAACACGAUGGAUGAUGAGCCUGGAAGUGCAGACGAAUCGAACCCCGUCGAGGACACACAUGUCCCGCAGUCCUCUCAUUACGGGCAGCCUUUAGUGAUACCACGAGAAGACUGCAGAACCCCGACAGCCGUACAGCAGGCUUCUUUCCUGGAGCGCUUAUCUCAGAUCAAGCUCAAAAAAGGCGAGAACGACCCGGUACCGAUCUACAGCGUCAAAAUCCACAGGGAGCCUGCGAACAAAGCUGAGCUGAAAAGGCAGGCGCUCGAUGCUGAUGCAGAGAAGAAGAAAAUCGCCAAGUCGAGCGAGCGGCCAAGCAAACGCAGGAAGCGUCUGACAGCUGCAGAGAAAGGAAUUAUUCCUGGCACAACGCCAAAGGCAGGACGGAAGAAACUCAGUGCCAUCGCUGCACGGGUCGGUUUUCUUGAUGAAGCAACGGAUAACACACUUGCAACUCCUCGUCCACGGCGUCAGAGGACCUCGACUGCCAAAGCCGCCGAUGCAGCUCAACAGGAAGAUCUUGACUUGGAAGAUGCGCCAGCCGAACCAACCUGA